GCUAACGUUCAACGACAAACCCGGACUCUUUCGUCAGUUUAGGUCGCUGUUUCGAAAGCUCGUCAAUGAGGCCUACAGCCGUGUCCCGGUGCUCUUGGAGCCUCUCAAAGUGCAGUCUUCUUCCAAGCGCUCGCGUCGCGCAAGUGCAGACACGGGCACAGCCCGCAGCAGCGACCCUGACUCAAACGGGAAGGACGCACACAGGACCGCUUGUUUGCCGGCCGGAGAAACUAUACGAGCACGCACUUGAGCUUGCACGUCUUGAGGAAUAUGAAGACGCAAGGGCUGCGUUCGAGAGCCUGCUUACGCGGCAACCACAACUCUGCAAGGCGUGGGUCAGCUACGCGCAAAUGGAGAAGCGGAGCCACCGCAGCAGCCACCAUGCGGACCGCUGGCAGCGGUGCCGUGCCGUCCUGCAGCGCGGCCUCUCCCUCAACCCGACGUCGUCGUGCCUCGUUCAGGCGUGGGGCUUGAUGGAGCUUCAGCGCGGCAACUGGCUGGCGGCGGUUCGGCUGCUGGAGCGCAGCGCCCGACUGGACGUCAGCUGCAGGCCGGUGCUGCGCUGGCAGGUGGUGCAGACCGCGCGGAAAACGGUGGGCUCGCGUCGGGGCGGGCAGGGCAGCGGCAGCAACAGCCAGCAGUCACCGUGCAGCGAGCUUGCAGAGUGACGGGGCGCGUCGUGGCAGCAUAGGUGUGUGGAGUGAGCAGGCGGGUGCACAUGAAUGAUGCGAGGCCGCGAGUGUUGUGUUGGUGGGUGGGUGGCGCUAGCUGAUGUUUCUGUGUUUUGACGUUAGGUAGAUGGGAAUGUUGGGUGGGUGUUGGGCGUUAGGUAGAUGGGGCCCGUGGUCUGUGUCACGUGUUUAAGGGCCACAUGUUUGUUUUAUUGUGGCCGUGUCACAUUUCAUUGCUCCCGGUUAAGGUUGCGAUAUUACAAAGAAGGGACAGUCCGGUUAAGCCAGUGUGGAUCCUAAAGGCCCCAGAAGGUUUUGUAGCAUACUGACGACGAUACAGUUCUCUUCGUACGGUUUAAACAGGGAUGCACCCUGCGUUGACCAUGGCUUUGGAACGCACAUGUGGGAGUGCGGGCGGGCACAGACGUUCUUGUUCAUUAAUCAUAAACACUGGAACACAAAUGCCCAUGCCACAAUAAUAUAUGGGGCUGACUUCAUACAAUGCCGUACUUGUUGACGGGGUGUGCGCAUGUCUAUAUCACAUACCGGGGGCGAGAUGCAACGUGGGAGGCCGGAGGCGGGGGAUGAUAUCUAGAUGCAAGAUGUAAGCGGGAGAUGCA
This is a messenger RNA of Chlamydomonas reinhardtii, 1291 nucleotides long. RefSeq lists its product as uncharacterized. The record is from RefSeq and is a predicted model, not a curated record. The coding region runs from base 271 to 474 and encodes 67 amino acids. The transcript has 4 exons. Lineage: Eukaryota; Viridiplantae; Chlorophyta; Chlorophyceae; Chlamydomonadales; Chlamydomonadaceae.